CGUCAUUCUAUGUAUUAACGCCCCAUUGAUGGAACCGCAACCUAACAGUUACACCAUAUAGAAACUCACCAACCACACGACGGUAGAGUUUCACACCAACACCAACCCCAAUUGCGUAUCCCGAUUUAAGAAUUCAUAUUCCAACUUUUGCAAAUUUUGAAUUUUGAUAUACACUAUACCACACGAGGGGCCCAGACCCAAACAAAUCAUGGCGGCAUCCCGCCGCGGCCAGCCUGAGCUGCAGGUCCGCCUUCCCUCGUCCCCGAACGCUGCGAUUCCCGAAUUACCCCCCAUAUCCGCCCUGUUUUUGAUCGACUUCGACGUCAAGGCCGGGUAUACCAUCUCGUGGAAGGCUUCUAAACCCGGAGUAGAGCUCGAGGGCGUUGUUGAGUACAAGUCCCUGCCGUCGGGACUGCAUACUGUUUCGGAGGACUUGAUCUACUUCGUGCACGAUGGGUAUGCGGGGUUGAGCGCGUUUGUCAAUGCGCCUGUUGAGGAUAGCGAGGUGCGGAAUGCGAGGAUGCUGGCGGUGGGUGUGCUUGUGCCGCUGAGCUACGGCCGGUUGGGAAGAGCUUGGAGACAUGCUGAGGGGUUGAAGACAAUGGCAUCGACACUCGCUACUAGUACCAAGGACAUCGGUAUAUUAGAGGAGUACUGGGAAAAACAUCAGGCCAAAGAAGAAUCAGUUGCGCCGGUCGAAUCUAUCGAGUCGCCAUCUGUUACGUCUCAACUCCUGCCGAAGCAACCUCAAGGCCACGUUAGGAAUCGUUCGACCUCUGAUGGGGCAACUUUACUACCGCCUGGCCAUAGACUCUCAGCAUACCAUCCUGCCUGGAGCUUGACGAAGCUCUUAGACACGUUUGGGCCCCUGAUAUUUCCAAUAUACCGUGCUGCGUUGUUGCGCAAGCGCAUUUUAAUAUCAUGCCACGCGCCCGUGCAAGAAGCUUGCAACUUCGUUUACGACAUAUCUAUCCUAUCAAACAUUCCGCAACCAAUAUUCGACCUCUUAUCCCCCAGCUCGCCUCCCCACCGCUUACGACCCCUCUUCUCCAUCGGUGUCCACGAUAUCCCCUUCCUCGUUGAGGACUCCAAGCACAGACGCAACAGCGACGAGCCCCUAGACGGCGAUCAUGAGGCUGGAACGGGUUGGGUGGCCUGUACGACCGACAGCAUCCUUGCUAAGAAAGACACGCUCUGGGAUGUCCUCGUCACCCUACCAGCUCCGCACUCCACCAAAGCAGCGCGGCGCAUCUGGCCUAAGAUCGAAGGGCCGGGCGGCAUUCCCAUCCGCGCCUCGCAGCGGGACCUAAGACGUUUCCGCUCUCUCAAGACCGGACUGGCCCGGCUUUCCUCGCAAUUUAGUCCCGGCGCGUCGCCCACCACGCCUCGAGACCCUACCGAGACUAACGACCCGUUUUUUGACGAGGCAGAGGAGAAGGAGGUUGUCGAGCCCUCCAGCUGGGCCGCCCUUGCUUACAACGGCUUCAUGUGGUGGGCCUCAGCCGGCGAGCAAGCCCACACAGAAAUAGCCGAAGAAUCAGCCCACGACGCCGAGCUCCUCGCCGGCAUGGUUGGCUCACCAUCUUCCUCUUCCGCGGUCCGAAUGGAGGCCCCUCUGCUCUCCGCGUCAAUCGCCUCGCUGCCACCCGCCGACCCCAACGAGGCGGGCACAGAACUCGCGCUCAUCGCGUAUUUCCACCGGCUUACGGCGCAGGUCCUCGGCACGCUGGCGGACGUUGUCGAGAGCGACGAAGAUGACGGGGAAGAUGAUGGUACCGCCGCGUUGAUAGAUGACGACGAUGAUGGUGCGGAGGGCCGGGGCGUGCGCGUAAGCAGUGAGGAUGUUGCGCGCAUGGGCCUCGAUGUAUGGAGCGCUGCGGACGCGGCGUUUUUGACGGCGGCUGUGAAGGCGUAUUUUGGUCGUAGGGCCUAUGUUGAGGGGAAGGGGGUCGAAAUUUGUGGUGUUAGAAUUUGUUAGUGAUGGAUGGAUGGAUGGAUGGGUGGGUUGGUCUAAUGGUCGUGAAAUAGGGGGGGUUUGACGAGCUACUUCAACCAAUGGUGGUGGUACGAAGUGAGGGGAGGAGAUAUCCCCAUUGUACAUUAAUAUUGCCCUUCUCGUGGCUAUACGAGAUAGGAUAGGAGGUUCGGGACACGGGAAACCCGAAUGUCGUCUUAGGUAAUGGGUCGCUGGUGUGCUAUCUGUGUAUGCGUAUGAAUUAGUGCGCGUGUGCCUCGUAUAAAGGCCUCGCAGAUGGAAUUGAAUAUAUUACAAAGUAAAGAA
Messenger RNA from Daldinia vernicosa, 2281 nucleotides. RefSeq lists its product as uncharacterized. The transcript is spliced from 2 exons. Lineage: Eukaryota; Fungi; Ascomycota; Sordariomycetes; Xylariales; Hypoxylaceae. The record is from RefSeq and is a predicted model, not a curated record. Bases 209 to 1978 code for a protein of 589 amino acids. Gene Ontology annotation, cellular component: lipid droplet.